AUGAUAGGUACCUGUGACUUUCCCAAUUUGUUUUUUAAUAAACUAGGCUUUUACGGUGAUUUUAUUCAUAACAAUAGGCUCAAUAGAAUUCCAAAUCUUUGGAUCCUGUGGAGAAGAAAUUUGAAGGUCCCUGUUUCUGUUUCUGAGUCUGAACAGCAUGUUACAAUUGCUUUGGAUUGGGGUAUGAGCCAUAUCCAGAUUUCCUUUGUUCAUGCUAGCAGCUUUAGGGCGGGGCGAAGAGCUUUAUGGAUGGAUUUGGUGGCUGAUACUCCUCAAACUCCUACUCCUUGGACUGUUAUUGGUGACUUUAAUGCAUGCUUUCAAUCUCAUGAGAAACGUGGCCCAGGAAAUUUCAGUUUGGGGUCGGCAGCAGAAUUUGGAGCCAUGGUUGACGCAUGUCUUCUAUCUCAGGUGCCCUCGAUGGGCAGGAAAUUCACCUGGACAAACAAUCGAUGCCGAGGUAAUGUCUGUGCUGUUCUGGAUAGAGUUUUUUGUAACGAAGAAUGGAUAUCCUUUUUUCAGGACUGUUCUCAACAGGUCCUUCCUCGGUUUGCCUCUGACCAUUCCCCUCUGCUUGUGGUCUCAAGUAGCAGCCAGCGCCCUCCAAAUUGCCCCUUUCGAUUUAAUAAUUUUUGGACGGAUCAUGAGGACUUCGAUAGGGUUGUAGCUGAAUCCUGGGCGGAGUGGGCUCCAGGGUCACCUAUUUUAUCCCUAAUGUCUAAACUCAAGCGGCUCAAAGGGGCAUUAAAAGGUUGGGCGAAACAGACCUUUCCCCAUUUUGAAAGGGAUCUCGACGAGGCAAAGAAAAAUCUCAACCACGUGCAGGAGGAGAUUGACAGUAAUGGGUUGUCGGAUCAACUGUUCCGAAUGGAGGCUGAUGCUAAAACGGCUCUUCUCAAGGCGCAAGAGAACCAUGAAAAGCUUUGGGCAGAAAAGGCGAGACUCAGGUGGUUGACUUAUGGGGACAGAAAUUCUAAGUUUUUCCAUCUAUCUGCUAAAAUGCGAAGAAAUAGAAAUACUAUCCGAUCCCUCAAAAAACAGGAUGGGUCAAUUGUGGAAGGGCAAACUAAUUUGGGUGAGUAUAUUGUGGAAUUCUAUGAGGGAUUUCACAAAAAUGCUCCAACAGUCGAUCAUCUUGAUCUUUUGGACAGCAUUCCGAGGGUUCUCCAACAAGUAGACAUAUUUCAUCUAGACUCUCUUCCUGGUAAUGCAGAGAUCAUGAAGGCGGUCUGGGCGCUUGAUCCUGAAAGCUCGCCUGGCCCAGACGGCUUCUCUGGAAAAUUUUUCAGGAAGUGUUGGAGCAUUGUGGAAGGUGAUGUUUGUAAUGCGGUGAAAGCCUUCUUCAGGACUAGUCGUAUGCCUAAAGGUGUUAACAAUACUUUCCUAAUUCUGAUCCCUCAAGUGGACGGAGCUGAGACUCUGGACAAGUAUCGACCAUUGUGUAUGAGCAAUUUUUUCUGCAAAAUAAUUUCUAAGGUGUUGGCUAUGCGCUUAGAGAGAUUUCUCCCCAGGCUCAUUUCGGAAGAACAGGGAGCUUUUCAAAAAGGGAAGCUGAUCCAUGACAACAUUAGUGUGGCAUCCGAGUUGGCGAACUUGAUAAAAUUGGAUCACAGGCUGCAUCAAUUAUUGGCUUCAACUAAGAUUUCUGUUCUUAUCAAUGGAGGCCCGCAGGGCUUCUUUGGCGUGGAGCGAGGAUUGAGACAGGGAGACCCUAUAUCCCCCUUGCUUUUUAUCAUGGCGGAAGAGGUUCUCUCUCGAGGCCUGACGAGAUUGACCCACCAAAAAGAUAUUAUGCCCAUUUGUGGCCCUAAAGGCGUUGUAACCCCUGGGCACAUCUUAUUCGCCGAUGAUAUCUUUAUCUUCUCGAAUGCUUCAUCCAGGUAUGUGGCUAACCUUAAAAAUUUUCUUAUGAAAUAUCAGGAGUUCUCUGGUCAACACAUCAGCUUCGAGAAAAGCAAGCUCUUCCUAGGGAAAAUUUCUCCAACUCGUAAGCAAGCCAUCGCUGAGACUUUGGGCAUCCCCAUUUGCAGCUUUCCAACUCGAUACCUUGGUGUUGAGAUAUUCAAGGGAAGAAUCACAAAGGAGGCAUUGCUGCCUGUGUUGGAUAAAGUAAAGGGGCGCCUUGCUGGAUGGAAAGGUAAACUUUUGUCGAUGGCGGGCAGGGUGGAGUUGGUUAGAUCAGUCAUAUCCGGUAUUCCCAAUCAUAAUUUUGCGAUCUAUUGGUGGCCCUCUGCUCUCCUUGUAACCAUGGAAAGAUGGAUGAAGAACUUCAUCUGGGCAGGGGAAGUGGAUACCUCAAAACCAAUUACAGUGAAGUGGGAGUCUGUUUGCAAACCGAAGGAAGAAGGGGGUUUAGGUAUCAGAAGACUCAGAGACACGAACAUGGCAAUGCUAUGUAAAUUGGUAUGGAGAAUAAAGCAUGAGAAAUCUGCUGCCAAUUCCUUUCUUAGAGCCAGAUUUGUGAAAAAAGAUGGGUCAUUUAAUAGAGGUUUUCGGCCGUCGUCUAUUGCUCUGGGCAUCAGAAAGGUGUGGAAGACUGUGGAGGCAAACGAACGUUGGAUUAUUGGGAGAGGCGAUCUAGCAAAUUUCUGGAAAGACAAAUGGUGGGGCCCUAGGUCUAUUCUUGAGGAGAUUCAGACUUCUGACCUCCCUCCCCUCCCUUGCAAAGCUAAGGUUUGUGAUUUCAUCAGGAAUGGAGAAUGGUCACUUCCAGAGGUCUGCUCUCACUCUCUCAGACAAAUUUUCCUUGCAAUUAAAGAGGUGAAGAUUCCCAGUGCCCAAUUUGAGGACUUAUGUAUAUGGCAGCUAUCUCCUCUUGGUUCUUUUACUACAUCGUCAGCGUGGGAGGAUAUUAGAAGAGUUGCUCCGGCAGUGCAUUGGAACUCUUUGGUUUGGCACAAUAACCUCCCUCCAAGAAUUGCUACUUUUGGAUGGCGACUAGCUCAUGAGAGACUCCCAACGGACGAGCUUAUAAGAAAAAAAGGAAUUUUCCUAGUCUCUCGAUGUUGCCUCUGUGAGCAGUACGAAGAAAGGACUUCUAAGGGUGAAGUGAAAUCGAUUGCUGAUAUUUUGUGUUGCAGAAAACUGGGGCUGAAGAUUGAUAACCCAAAGAUUGUGCCGCCGCUGGAAGUUCAUUGGUCUGAAUUUAGCGCUGUCAUGGAAGCAAUAUUGGUUGCUAUGAAUAUGAACGCAAGGGGCUUGUGGAUCGAGUCUGACUCCGCAGCUGUAGUGGCUGCAACUCAGAAGAUGCAUAUCCCUUGGUUUGUUUUACAAAAAUGGCGGUUUGCUCUCCCAUUCCUUCAGUCCAUUACAUGGAAAAUCACCCACUGCUUCCGUGAGGCGAACACUGUGGCAGAUUUUUUGGCAAAGAAGGCAGCAAAAUCGGGAGCCUCUGACUACUCCACCACUUUUCCCAGUCAUGUAUUAGAUGAUUUAGAAAAUGAUGCCUCGGGUAGGCAUAGUUUUCGCUUCUGCUAG
Messenger RNA from Macadamia integrifolia, 3477 nucleotides. RefSeq lists its product as uncharacterized. Lineage: Eukaryota; Viridiplantae; Streptophyta; Magnoliopsida; Proteales; Proteaceae. The coding region runs from base 1 to 3477 and encodes 1158 amino acids. The record is from RefSeq and is a predicted model, not a curated record. The transcript is spliced from 4 exons. Gene Ontology annotation, molecular function: RNA-DNA hybrid ribonuclease activity; nucleic acid binding.